Dermacentor silvarum is the source of this 1056-nucleotide messenger RNA. RefSeq lists its product as uncharacterized. Bases 1 to 1056 code for a protein of 351 amino acids. The transcript is spliced from 10 exons. Gene Ontology annotation, molecular function: metallopeptidase activity. The record is from RefSeq and is a predicted model, not a curated record. Lineage: Eukaryota; Metazoa; Arthropoda; Arachnida; Ixodida; Ixodidae.
AUGAGACAGAUGUGUCAAGACGUCCUCUCACUGCUCCAAGCGGGACGUUUUGUCUUCAUCAGGCAUGGAUUUGAAACGCUAUCACAAGCACAAAGCAAAUCACUUUUUCGGACGGCUCGGAGGGUACCCACCGUACAUGAAGUACAUGCGAAUUGGAAAUCAUCCCUGGCAAGUUCCUUUGCAACCCGCACACGCGACAAAGAUGCUAUCAUAAUAUUGACACGACGGACUCUCAACCACCUUAACGGAGAUGAUGCCAAUGGCUUCUCUGUGAAGGGCGGUAUUUGCACGGCCGACAAUAUUUCGUUGGUGAAAGACGACGGUGUGUUCGGCGUGGUGAACCUACUUGUAAAGAUAUUUUUGCACGCGGCAGGCGUAGAUUUUGACGGUUUUGGGGCUGCCAUUGGAUGCCCAGCCAACCAAGGAUACCUCAUGGGAGGAAAAAAACUGCAUCUUCCUUUACAGUUCUCACGUUGUAGCAUGUCUCUUGUGCAUGCAGCAUUAAGACAGCUGAAGUGCAUCAAAAGCAGGAUGGGCAGUAAGGCGGGCCAUGCUAUACCGAUGCCACCAAAGAUGUCAAGAGACGCAUAUUGUUCAGCAUUAGGCUCCAGGUCUUGCGAUGAUCGAGGAAUGGACAAAUUAGAACACAAGCGUCCCGAAAAAUAUGAGUGCUUUGUUUACUGCUGCAAGGGCUUCUAUAACAUGUUUCAAAAGGUCGCACCUGAUGGACUGAAAUGUGGCGAUGAUUGUUUCAACUAUAAAGACAAGGUGAACGUUCCCAUGGUCGUGGAGGCGAGCCACCCGGGAAACCCAGCCAAAAGAAAGGCCGUUCCCAGCAUGCCCGAAAAUGUACAGGCUAAAGCCAAGUCGGAAAUCAGAGAAAUGUUGAAUUCCAUCUGCUUCGAGAUCCAGAAGAUUAACGAACGACUCUCUGCAGUGGAUCAGCGACUUUUGGUAGUGGAUAAGAAGAUAGACGCGCAAAACGUCAAAAUUCGAUGCUUGGAAAACAGAAUGCCAGAAAUAGUGCCCAAGGUGCAGGAAAUGGACAUCAGGUAG